This is a messenger RNA of Frankliniella occidentalis (western flower thrips), 1711 nucleotides long. RefSeq lists its product as uncharacterized. Bases 140 to 1570 code for a protein of 476 amino acids. The transcript is spliced from 2 exons. Gene Ontology annotation, molecular function: protein binding. NCBI's taxonomy places the organism in Eukaryota, Metazoa, Arthropoda, Insecta, Thysanoptera, Thripidae. The record is from RefSeq and is a predicted model, not a curated record.
GUGCUUUCGCAGUCGUGGUGUGCAGUUGUGUUCCGGUCCGUCCGUCCAGUCCUAGUCUGCUCUGUCACGCACGAGGCAGCUCAUCGACCCAUCUGACAUUUACUGACCGCCACGUUUACAUUCCCUAUCGUGGACAGCAAUGGCAACAACGUCUUUGGUGACCCUGGAGCAGCUGCCGGACGACAUGAUUGCGAAAGUGAUGCAGCACGUGGCCGUGAGAGACGUUCUAGCCUGCCGCCGCGUGAGCAAGAGGUUCUGCAGCGUGGCCCUGCACUGGGACAUUUGGCGUCACCGUACGCUCAGCGAUGACGAACCAUGCGCGGGCGCGGUGCUGCGCCUGGCCCCGUGCCUCAAGACGCUGAUAGUCACGGGCCGGGUCCCGACCCUGGCGGCGACCACGACCGGGUGCGCCGUAGCAAAAUUGGUUCUGAGGUCGUGGUCGGAUCAACCGGUUGCCUUUAACGCCGCCGAGUACGCCUUGGCCGUGCGCAACCAGGAGUCCCUCGGGCGUCUGAGGAUACUUGCGCUGGUGCUGCGCUACCCUGAGAAGACUGAAGCCGACGUGCUGUACAGGACUGUUGCGGCGUGUUCUGGGCUGGAGUCGCUCUCGGUCGUGAUUGAACCACCACUGCAGACCACCCAACCCAUCGUGCGUGGGCCACCCAGCUCGUCGCUCACUUAUUUCAGGUGCGAUGUAACCGAAAACUCGGCAUCCUUUGUGAACACCAUACUGGCCGGGCACGCGGCUACCCUGGAGACGGUUGAGAUUCCGAACUCCAAAUUACGGAGGGGCACGACGGCGGAACUGAUAGCCGCCAUGCCGAGACUCCGCAGACUGCAGUGCGACAAUAGGUUAGUCGGGCUACAAGCGGUGGGGGAGUGCAAAGCGCUCAGAGAACUGCACAUCCAUCUACACAGGGACGUAGGAGGUGCUUCCGACAGGGCUGCUCAUGUCCUCCUUCGAGUCAAACAACUGCAACGUGUCCACCUGGAGUCCUACGCGACAAAUAUCGCCGAGGAGCAGAGCACGGUGCUGGCCGAUGCCCUCAAGGCCUUGGCAUCGUCAGGGCAGUCCCGCGUGGACAGGCUGGCCCUGGAGGUUUUGGGCGAUAUUCAGCCGCUGCUACGCUCGCUGCCCUCGCUGCCUGCCCUGCGUCACCUGAGCGUGGAUGUUGAUCCUAACGACAGGCUGCUCAAGAGCAUCACCCCCGCCACGGCCCCGGCGCUGCGGCUGCUGGAGAUUGUGGCAGAGUCGGGGAAAUGCCCCCACGCCUGGAUGCACGGGGCUGCGGUCAAGGCCGCCCUGAAGAUGAACCCCCUGCUGCACAUCCAGCUAUGGAGCAGCCCCUUAGCUGCAGGCCUCGAGAAUUGCCAUCCCCAAGUCUGCAAGAAGUGUGUGGAUGCCUACCCUCAAGGAGUAAACGGUCACGGUGUGAGGAAGAUGGGCCUCUACUCGCAUGACCCUGGCGCUUGCCCCUCACCAGAGGAUCACACUGAUGUCACCGACUGGGCAUGGUCCAAGCAAAUGCGCCACACUGCCUAUGCCGCAUGUACGUGGAUCCAUGUGUGAUGUAUUGAUGUAUUUCUAUACUUAAUUGAUCGUGGAUGUUCCGUCUUCCGUUUUGUUCAGUUCUGUCAGGCCCGUUAAAAAAGGCUAAUGUCUUUAGUUUCGCAUUCUGCGUAAGGAUUAACAGUUAAUAAAUGGUAAAUG